CUACAUCUAUCGGAGUAUAUCGAAUCGACUACAACUACGUGGCUGCAGUGCGUUUAAUAGCGAUUAAAACCAGGCCAAAAGUACUAAGACAAACGAUGGAAUCGACACUCGCCAAGGUGCUGCUCCUUGUGGGCAGCCUGCUGAUCCUGUGCCGCACCAGCCACGCCUUCAUCGUCAGCGUGGACGCCCACAAUGAGGAGUGCUUCUUCGAGAACGUCGAAGGCGGCACCAAGUUUGGCGUCACCUUCGAGGUGAUCGACGGUGGCUUCCUAGACGUGGACAUCAAGAUCAGCGGCCCGGAUAACCAUGUGAUGCACGAGAGCGAAAAGGAGUCGUCCGGCAAGUACACCUUUGUGGCCCCCGCCAAGGGAACCUACACCGUGUGCUUCAACAACGAACGCAGCAGCAUGACCCCCAAGCUGGUCAUGUUCUCCAUCGACGUGGGUGACGCACCGCAACGUGCGCCCGGAGCACCCGGCGAGGAGGAGGUGGGCCACACCAAGCUGGAGGACAUGAUUCGGGAGCUCUCCGGCACGCUGACCAGUGUCAAGCACGAACAGGAGUACAUGCAUGUGCGCGACAAGAUCCAUCGUUCGGUGAACGAGAACACCAACUCGCGAGUGGUGCUGUGGUCCACCUUCGAAGCCCUCGUCCUGGUCCUGAUGACAGUGGGCCAGGUGUACUACCUGAAACGCUUCUUCGAGGUCAAGCGCGUCGUGUAAUCCCGAGCGGAAAACCAGGAUGGAAGUAGCAAAGGAAGGCGGCACACGAAGCUCUGGGGGAAAUGUGUGCGCAAUGCGUUGCAGUCUCAGAUUUAAUUUAAAUGAUUAACAUCCUUUUGUAAUUUAAAUAAAAUACCUUGUAAAAAGUAAUUAGUGCUUGAAAGUAUGUCGAUCAUGUUUCUGUUUCGAGAAUUAUUAACAGAGAUUGCUAUAUUAGAGAAAUUAAUAUAUAUAUUUUUUUUUAAUUACCAAAUAUCUCUUAAUGGAAACAGAACAGCAAAUAUUUUCAGACACACAUUCAAGGGGGGAAGAGACACUUGUGAACUUUCGAACUAAAUUGAUAAGAACCAUUUGUUUUCUAAUAAAUGUAGGUUGACAAGAGAAAAGUUUGUUUGCAACUUCGAAAUGGAAAUGGAUUCUAUAAUAAUUUCGAAAUAUCUGAAUGGAAAU
Molecule: messenger RNA, 1172 nt
Organism: Drosophila melanogaster (fruit fly)
Lineage: Eukaryota; Metazoa; Arthropoda; Insecta; Diptera; Drosophilidae
Gene: CHOp24
Product: CHOp24
Exons: 3
Coding region: 96-722 (208 amino acids)
Cellular component (GO): membrane
Source: RefSeq, marked reviewed